AUGGAGAAAUCAGCUCUAUGCCAUCAAACUUUGAACCCAGGCAAGGACAAGCUAGCUCCUCACCCCUACGGUCCGCCCUCAGUAUACCAACCCCUCUGGACUUUCUCAAGCCUAGCAGCAUGGGAUCUAUUCGCUUUCCAAUGGCAUAUCAUCUUGUUGUGGAACAGAGACUACGAGCAUCUGGAAAAGCGGCUGGUUAAGCCUCGGGGAAUGCCCGACUCUUGUCCUUUCACAGCGUACACAUAUCCCUUCUCGUCAGAGGAAGCUAAAGAGAAGGCGACCCAACCGUACGGCCCGUUUCUACCAAUGCUGAAUCACUUUGGAUAUCAGCUAUUUGCAAUAGAACCGCCAAGAUGGGACCCGCUAGAGUACUUAGAGAACCGUCAAGUGGAGAAAAGGGAGAAGAAGCGAAAAAGAAAAUAG
Messenger RNA from Fusarium venenatum, 423 nucleotides. The record is from RefSeq and is a predicted model, not a curated record. Lineage: Eukaryota; Fungi; Ascomycota; Sordariomycetes; Hypocreales; Nectriaceae.